Molecule: messenger RNA, 1349 nt
Organism: Alternaria alternata
Lineage: Eukaryota; Fungi; Ascomycota; Dothideomycetes; Pleosporales; Pleosporaceae
Product: serine/threonine-protein kinase RIO2
Exons: 2
Coding region: 60-1349 (429 amino acids)
Biological process (GO): maturation of SSU-rRNA; protein phosphorylation
Cellular component (GO): nucleus; cytosol; preribosome, small subunit precursor
Molecular function (GO): protein serine/threonine kinase activity; ATP binding
Source: RefSeq, a predicted model, not a curated record
CCCCGGCGUAUUCCCCAACCCGCACCCGCAAGGCUUUCCGAGUCGCACAAUCUCUCACCAUGAAGCUGAAUGUCAAGAACAUCCGCUAUCUGGCCGCAGACGACUGGCGCGUCCUCACUGCGACAGAGAUGGGCAGCCGCAACCAUGAAGUCGUACCAACCCCCUUGAUUGCCCAGAUCGCUGCCCUUCGCUCAGGCACCGGCGUCCACAGGUGCAUUUCCAACCUCGCAAAGAUUGGCCUCAUUGCCAAAGUCCGAAACGCCAAAUAUGACGGCUACCGGCUCACAUACGGCGGGCUCGACUACCUUGCCCUGCACACCCACCAGAAGGCGUCGACGGUCUACUCGGUCGGCAACCAGAUCGGCAUAGGAAAAGAGUCGGAUAUCAUUGUCUGCGCCGACGAGACGGGCAAGCAGCUGGUUCUCAAGAUCCACCGUCUGGGCCGCAUAUCUUUCCGCACCGUCAAAGCGAACCGUGACUAUCUGCGCAACCGCCAGGGUGGGUCGUGGAUGUACAUGUCGCGCCUCGCUGCCCUGAAGGAAUUCGAGUUCAUGAAGGCUCUACGAGCAGAAGGAUUCCCAGUGCCCGAGCCGGUCGGUCAGAACAGACAUACAGUCAUCAUGAGCCUCAUCGACGGUUUCCCUCUGCGUCAAAUCUCAAAAGUUGGCGAUCCGCAGGAACUCUACGCCGAACUGCUCGCCCUCAUCGUUCGUCUGGCGCAGUAUGGUCUGAUCCACGGUGACUUCAACGAGUUCAACAUCAUGAUUGAAGAGAAACCCGAAAAGGACGACACCGUGUCACUGGUGCCCACGCUUAUUGACUUCCCGCAAAUGGUCUCAAUCGAUCAUGCCAAUGCCGAAUACUACUUUGACCGCGAUGUCGCUUGCGUAAAGCGCUUUUUCGAUCGCCGAUUCGGCUUCAAAAGCGACGAGCCAGGUCCGUUCUUCAAGGAUGCCACCAAGAAGCUUGUCAAGAGGUUGGACGUCGAAGUACAAGCGUCUGGCUUCAGCAAGAAGAUGGCGAAAGAGCUGGAACUUUACAUGAAGGAGCAUGGCAUCGAUGGUGAUGCUGGAGACAUUGCCACAGGAGUAGAGGGAGAAGAGGUUGACGGCGACGAUGACGAUGAAGGCGGCGAGGAGGACGAAUUUAGUCAAGAGGAAGACGGCGGCGUCUCCCUCCAAGGUGGCCCUGUAGGCGACGAACAACCUACUCUUGCCUCACAGAUGACCAUACUCGAGAUUCGAGACAACGACCCACUACCAGACCUCAAGGACAUUAAGCCGCCUCCACCAUCCGAGCCCACCAUGACCACGAAGGCUGCCAAGAAGAAAGCCGGGUGGGCCAUCUAG